AGGGGGCGGGGCUGUGUGCUGCCCGCGCUCGUUGGGUUGGCUCGGGUCGGUUCGGGCCUGGCAUCGCAUGGCGCUGCGGAAUGGUGUAGGGCCUUGGCAGGGUGCCUGCUGUCCUCUCAGCCUCGCUUCCUAGUCGGGAACGCAGGCAGGUGCAAAUGAUAUUAUGAGAGGCAGAUGUCUCACUUGGUCACUACCAGCAUGGCGAGUCCGGCUGUGGAGUCGCUGUACCCGCAGAAGGACAUGACGCUGAAUAAAAGGGAUGGAUUUGAAGACUUGAUGGAAGAGCGCAGACACAGCAGUGAUCUCAGAUAUGCCAUGCGAUGUUACACUCCAGUAGUUUACAAGGACCUCGUGCCCCGUACCCCUAGUGCUCUCAGGAGCAUUGUAUUGAAAUCUGACCAAGUGCAAUAUGUUAUCAGACAGUUAGCAAAAGAAACUGGUGAAUCUCCAGAUAUCAUUAACGAUGAAGCAGCUGACAUUUUGGAGAAGAUGGGCCAUGGUCUUCGGUUAAGUGUAGUCCGGUUCUUUGCAUUUACCCUGAGCAAAGUAUUUAAAGCCCUAUUCCAGAAAGUGCGAGUGAACGAAGAGGGAAUCCAGAAGCUACAUCAGGCUAUACAAGAAUAUCCAGUUGUUCUGCUGCCUAGCCAUCGCAGCUACAUAGACUUCCUCAUGUUGUCAUAUAUCAUGUACACGUAUGACCUCUGCUUGCCAGUCAUUGCUGCUGGAAUGGAUUUUAUGGGAAUGAAAAUAGUUGGAGAGAUGCUGCGAAUGUCAGGUGCUUUUUUUAUUCGCCGUUCAUUUGGAGGAGACAAAUUGUACUGGGCAGUUUUUUCUGAAUAUGUGAAAACAAUUUUGCGGAAUGGUGAUGCUCCUGUUGAAUUUUUUGUGGAAGGGACUAGAAGUCGUACUGGAAAAUCUCUUACUCCCAAAUUAGGACUUUUGAACAUUGCAAUUGAACCUUUUUUGAUGGGGGAGGUUUUCGACAUGUACUUAGUUCCCAUAAGUAUAAGCUAUGAGCGAAUCCUGGAGGAAUCCCUGUAUGCACACGAGCUUCUAGGAGUACCAAAGCCGAAGGAAUCGACUUCUGGUUUGUUGAAAGCCAGGAAGAUUCUGAGUGAAAACUUUGGAAGCAUACAUGUUUACUUCGGGCAGCCUGUGUCGGUGAGAUCGCUAGCAACUGGGGCAGUUAAGAGAUCUCAGUACAACUUGGUCCCUAGGCAUAUUCCUCGGAAACCAUGUGGAGAUGUACAUAGAUUUCUCGAUGCUGUAGGCCAUAGAAUGGUGAUGUUGCAGCAGAAAAACAUGGUCAUCAGUUCCUGGGCACUGAUAGCUACAGUGAUCAUCCAAAACCUGCCCAGCAUUCCUUUGUCGGAUCUCACCAGACAGACACUAUGGCUCAAAGCAAUUGCAGAAACAUUUGGUGCUUUUGUUGACUGGCCUGGGAAUGUUACAUCUGACAAGGUGAUUCGCUCAAGUCUUGCCCUACACCACAAUGUAGUGAAGACAGUCAAAGACCAGGUUGUGCUCUGUCAAGAAGGGACAUCAGCUAAAUUCACAGUAGAAGAUAUUUUCAAGUACACCAUUUCUGUGCUGAUGUGUGCAUCCUAUAGAAAUCAGAUACUACAUGUUUUUGUGCGCCCUGCCUUAGUAGCAGUUGCAUUUCAAAAUGCUCAAAGUUGCAGGAAAGAGGAUGUCUACAGCUGCUUCAGCUACUUGCAUCAAGUAUUGUCUGACGAGUUUAUUUUUUUGCCAGGAGAUCUUGUCAAGGACUUUGAUGAAGGGCUGUACUUAGUUAUGAAGAGUGGUGCCAUUCAGGGCUCCCACACAGACCUCUACAUUUCUGAAAAAGGCAGUGCCACCAUUUCCUUUUUGUCAGACAUGUUCAGACCUUUUCUGGAAGGUUAUCAGGUUAUUUGCAAAUAUCUGCUGAGCACAGAAUUCACUGACAAUUUUACUGAGAAGAGGUUUGUCACUGAAAUACGAAGCUAUGCUGCAGAACUCAUUUUAACAGGUGCCAUAAAAUAUAACGAGGUCCUCUCACUGGAUAUGCAGAAAAAUGCAUUGGCUGCUUUAGCCCGGCUUGGUGCUGUGGAGAAACUGAAGAUAGCUAAUGGAAAUGUCUAUAAGGUGAACAAGCAGACUGUCAUGAGGGUAGCAGACAUGUUGGUGCCCAUGGUUCCAAUAAAACGUGCUGCUGUGGCCAGGCUUUGAGUCCAGAUAUCUUGCAGUUCCUGGGGAAGCUAUACCUGCAUUCUGCUAGUGACAGAUGGAAUUUGUUUUUAUAUUUUGAAUAUGUGAAACCCAGGCACUGAGCUGAUUGGAAAGAAAUGGUGCAGAAAAUGGAGCAGGUCCAGGGUCAGGAAACGCUUCUGUUCUGAACAGCUAGAAAUCCCUGUAACAAUGAAUUCUUAGUGCUUAUGUUUUGAAUUGCCUUCACCUACAGUGUCUUCUUUGUUUUUUUUAAACUAAGUUAUGCAAGUGGAGAUUUUGUUACAUGUAAAUAUUAGUGCACCCAUACUAGGACUGAAAUGUGUUUUUAGCUGGAGCAGUCAAAAGUCCAAAGAAGUCUGAGUGGAAGAGUUUAAAGGUCAGUUUCUCAUGACUGAUAAGAUAAUACUGCUUUGUUUAAAUUUCUUUGAACAUCUGUGGGGCCAUUGCUGGAGAUAUCUUUGAGAUGCAGUUACAAUUAUGGGCAAAAAUGUUCCUGACGGCACUUCCUGAAAACUACCAAAGUAAAAUGAUAAAACCUGCUCUCAACAGAGAAUUCCUGAGCAAAGUCGCCUGAGAACCACAGUUCUUCAUAUUCCAGUUCAGAUUUGCUCUAUAAUAUUACAAAUGAUUUGCUUGAUGCAGCAGAUGCUGCAGUUUUCACAUUGUUUACAUUAUUAAAAGGCCACUGGAAAUUAGAACAGCAAACAGUAAAAUUUUCAACUUUUUAUACUCAGUACAGGAGACAACAACAGAAACUUUAGUAAAGUACAAACAACUAAGACUUGCUAAUUUAAUCCAAGAUCGCGACAGUAAUUGGAAACCUCCAUUGCUCUGAGGAUAUUCCUGCUCUUGGAAACCCAUCUAUAAACAAGUAGAAGUCUCAUUCUUCUUGUGGAAAAUGUCAGUCAGGGUACAAAAGGAUUUUAUUGUCAGUCACAGUUCCAUUGCAUAUAACAAGACUGUCUUUAGCUUGUAAAAGAGCAUUUUAAUAUAUGUGAUACAUCUUGUGACAUUCUGUGGAUGACAUGUUUACAUCUGAGAAGUUACUCCAGUAAUGGAGACCUGAAGUCAGGAAUGUUGUGGAGACUGGGCAACUAUGUGGUCACUCCAGAAGUUACGAGUGUGGUAAUGUGGUCACUGACAAUUUGCUUGCUCCUGAAAUACAGCUGUAUGGUUGUUCCAUAAGUAUAAGGAAUCAUGUAAUCACUCCAACAAUUGGGUCACUCCUGAAAAAAACACCAUGUGAUUGGUCCAGAAAUGAGGUUAUGUGAUCACUUCAGCAAUUGGAUCAAUCCUGAUAAAGGGACAUGUGAUAACUCUGCAAGUGAGAGUUACCUUUUUAUAAUUUAGCUUGCUCGAACAUGUUGACACACCUCUGUGGCAGUCUGGUCUUGAAUCUGGACCUUUUGGCCCAGAGGUGGGUUCAUAUCACUCCAACAUAGAACCACUCUUGCAAUAGGGCCAUAUGAUCACUCCAGAUGAGAGAUUAUCUAUUCAUUUUAGGAGCACUCCUAAAAUAGCAUGAUGAAGUCACUUCACUGUGAGUGUGGGCAGAGACUUGCAUUCGGAUGGCACCUGGAGGCCAUGUGAUCCAUGUGCUUUGGAGUCGUCUUUCAGGACAGUUUUUACAUGUAACAGAACCAAACCAUCUAAGUGACGAAAAGGCCUCCUUUGUGGAAACCAGUUUGUUAAAGGAACAUUUUAAAUAUGGUUUUUGGAUUUUUAAACUCUCUUCAUAAAUUACCAACUAUAAUCAAACAUUCGUGUUUUGUUGAUACUGCAGUCAUCUUGUGGUUCAGAAAUAACCUGUGGUUCAGAAAUAACCCAUGGUUCAGGGCACUGUUACCUAAGCAUAGGAGCAGCAUAUAGAUUUUGUGGUUUGGCAUUUGUAGUUACACCUUAAUUUCUGUGAAAUUUAGAGUUUAGCUGUAGCAUACCACCAAUUCAUAGUUUUAAAAUAAAUCACAAUUGUUACAACCCAGUUUAACAAUAAUCUGCAUUGAGACCCAGCAGGUUUGUGCUCUUCCAGCUUGUCCGCAGAUAAUGCUCAAAUAACUUGAAUGGAAGCUCCAAAUGCAGAUCACCUGGAACGUUAAUGCAGAGAAGCCUAACUGGACAAACAUGCCACUUGCUAGCUUCAAAAUAAGAUUUCCUUUUUAAGUAACAAGGAUAAUGUACAUAAAUAUCUUUUGGAUAACA
This is a messenger RNA of Rhincodon typus (whale shark), 4410 nucleotides long. It is a transcript of the gene gnpat, whose product is annotated as glyceronephosphate O-acyltransferase. Gene Ontology annotation, cellular component: mitochondrial membrane; peroxisomal membrane; peroxisome. Gene Ontology annotation, biological process: ether lipid biosynthetic process. Gene Ontology annotation, molecular function: glycerone-phosphate O-acyltransferase activity. The record is from RefSeq and is a predicted model, not a curated record. The transcript has 16 exons. NCBI's taxonomy places the organism in Eukaryota, Metazoa, Chordata, Chondrichthyes, Orectolobiformes, Rhincodontidae. The coding region runs from base 175 to 2211 and encodes 678 amino acids.